GGACAAUUCAGUUCAGCGGAGGGAACCCAUUUACGAAGGAUCACUCGUCACUACACACAAGUGCGUAUCCUUCUUUUGCCUGAUUCUUCCGUCGUUACGCUGGAAAAAUUCUUGAAAAUAGCAUACAAACAGAUGGUGAUGUUUAUUCUCAUGUUGAAGCUGUUGCAUUAGUUGAUAAAGAUGGGGUAAAUACUCUUACAAUUGAAGCAUCAGGAGACCCUAAAACAGAUGAAACAAUUUCAGCUGAUAAAUUUCUAGAAAGCAGCAUCAAAAUUUCAUCCGAUCAUCUUCCUGGUCAUACGUUGGGAACUCAUCGAGAUGAGAUAGGAAUCAACCAAAACCUGAAUGUAGAUUAUGGCCAGUUAGUUACUGAUUUUGGCAUGGCUAUCAAUAAAGAAAGCGAUCAGGAGAUUCCUUGUGCAGAUGGCAACAAUUAUGUGGUUGGGAGUUCUUCAUUGAACACUCAUGACCUAACAAGAAGCCCUUUAGACCAGUUGGUAGUGUUACCUGACGUGCAUGCAAGUAAUCUUGAGGGACUAGAUGCCAGCUUGUCAAAUAAUACUGCGUGCAAGAUGGAACCCAACAGCAACAAUAUUGGCACUGAAGAUGAGUCUACCUUGAAUGCAUCUGUGUUUCAAUCCAGUCAAAUACAUAACAUUGAUGUUCUUGAGGAAAUUAUCGUUGAUGCAAGAAAUAACAAGAAAACAUUGUUUUCGGCAAUGCAGUCGGUCAUCAAGUUGAUGAGGGAAGUAGAGCUUAAGGAGCAAGCUGCAGAACAAGCCAAAGUAGAAGCUGCUGCUGAGGGUGCGGAUAUACUGGCUGAGGUUGAGGAUCUCAAACAAAUGGUGCAGACCAUGAAGGAGGCAAAUGGCAUGCAUGCUGGAGAAGUGUAUGGUGAGAAGGCCAUCCUAGCUACCGAGUUGAGAGAGCUUCAGUCUCGUGUGCUCAGCCUGUCAGAUGAAAGAGACAAAUCUCUUGCUGUUCUUCAUGAGAUGCAUCAAACAUUAGAGGAACGAUUAGCUGCAGCCGAAAAUGAAAUAAAAUCCAUGGAGCAGGAGAAAAUAGAAAAGGAUAAGGCUGCAAUGAAAUCCCUCGCAGAGCAAGAACUGAUUAUGGAAAAAGUGAUGCAAGAGUCGGAGAUCCUGAAACAACAGGCAGAAGAUAAUGCCAGGUUGCAGGAAUUUCUUGUGGAUCGCGGUCGUGUUGUGGAUAUGUUGCAAGGAGAAAUUGCAGUGAUAUGUCAGGAUGUGAGACUUCUAAAGGAGAAAUUUGAUGAGCGUGUUCCAUUUAGCAAAUCACUCUCAUCCAGCCAGACCAGCUGCAUCUUAGCUUCUUCUACUUCAUCUUUGAAAAGUUUGAUCCCGGAGCCAGUGGAGUCUGUGCCUGAUGAAGCUGCUCAGUCAAUGGAGGCACAGAAGAACAGAGAUAAAAUUUCUUGCUCUAAUAAAAAGUCAUAUAAAGAGAAAGCAGCUAAAAGAAAACUCAAGGCAAUUCUAGACAAUGGAUGGGAAUUUUUGGAUAGUCAUGAAACUAAUGCUUGAGAACCUAUCUGAAGUGCAGGUUGACCAAGUGAAAAUUUGAUAAAUUUACAUUCCUCAUACCAGCUCUCUACAAGCAUCGCUGGCUCUGGAUUCCAGAUUUUGUUUUUAUUGAUUUCUGUUGGAUCGAGCAGUCGAUAUAUAUCUAGCAUGUAAACCUCUUCAAAUGUUCACUGGCUGUUGUGGAAUUCAAGGAAUUUGGAACGCUGGGAAGUUGCCUGUGUAUAUUCUGUUCAUGUAAAUAAUAAACCAUUUGACCUAGCAUAAUUUUUUGGUAAGUUUCAAGAUGGAAGAUGUUUACCGUGCCAAAUUUGCAA
This is a messenger RNA of Sesamum indicum (sesame), 1855 nucleotides long. The record is from RefSeq and is a predicted model, not a curated record. NCBI's taxonomy places the organism in Eukaryota, Viridiplantae, Streptophyta, Magnoliopsida, Lamiales, Pedaliaceae.